Molecule: messenger RNA, 1593 nt
Organism: Petromyzon marinus (sea lamprey)
Lineage: Eukaryota; Metazoa; Chordata; Hyperoartia; Petromyzontiformes; Petromyzontidae
Product: tumor necrosis factor receptor superfamily member 5-like
Molecular function (GO): protein binding
Source: RefSeq, a predicted model, not a curated record
GGCGUGGUGGGAGGAAGAGAUUACCGCCGGACGUCGCCUCCUGCUCCUCAUAAUCAUCAUCCUCCUCCGCCACCUGAUCGCUGAUGCGCGCCGCCGGUUAACAACACUGGCUCGCUCGCGAUUCGUCGUGAGCGGCCGCACCAACUCGCGUGCUCGCUCACCGCUGCUGCUGUCGACUGCGGCGAGUUUGUGGCCGGGAGGGACUUUAGCGGAACCUUGGAGGAGUUGAGGUGCCCCGAGUUUAAAUCUCGUUCGGAGGUUGCUGAGUUCAGGAGGUUUAAGCUCCGCGCGGGGAGGACUGGGGCGAGUACAUUGACGCGGCGAACCGCUUAGAGAGAGUCCCACCGCUCACAACUCACCACAGCGAGAAGGAGCUCUGGUGGAGGACGAUUCCAAGAGAGAGAUGAUGGGGACAGCGUGGGAAUAUGUCUUCGCCAUCACCGUCCUCACCACUCGGAUCUCCUUCGUGGUGCCGGGGGUUGGGGCCCCUCCCAUGAGUCACCCGCAUCUCGAGGCACGAGGACGACGCUUUCUGUGCGAUGCCGGCCUGUACCUGCGAGCAGAUGAGCUGGGGGCUGCGGGCCGUUGCGAGCCUUGCCCCGCGGGCACCUUCACCGCCUUCGCCAACACUCACAGCACGUGCCUGCCCUGCAGGCGCUGCGACAGCGUCCGUGGGUUCCGGGAGGCACAGCGGUGCACGGCGGAUGCGGACACGGAGUGCGAGUGCCAGGAGGGGAGGUUCUGCCCCAGCAGCCCCUGCCAGGAGGAGCUCUGCGUGCUCCACUUCGCGUGCCCGGCCGGCAUGGGGGUCACCAGCCUCGGUUCCGCCGUCUUGGACACAAAGUGCUUCGCGUGCCCUCCCGACUCCUUCUCCAACGAGACUUCGGCAACUCAGACGUGCCGACCCCACACGCGGUGCGACCGAGACGGGCGUCUGACCAUCGCCAACGGGACCUCCACGCGCGACAGCGAGUGCGGGGCCCGCACCCUGGCUCCCGCGAAGGAGGACGAGCCGCCUGGAGCAGUCAAGGUCGGCCACAUCCACUGGAUCGUUCCCCUCUCUGUGGCCAUCUUCAUCACGGUCUUCUUCGCCUGCUGCUUUGAUUACUACAAGCGGAGAGAGUCUCGACACAUAGAAUCCAACAACUACUUCCAAGCCAACGUGAUCCAAGUGGGGGACUGCAACAUGGUGGUGCACGACGAGAAGCAGUCGCUCGCCGACCACUAGAGGUCGAUCCACAACACGCACGCACAGCGGACGGCCACGCACAAAGCUGAGCGAGGAUUGCCUUUGCUCGUAAAUUAUAAUAAGAAUAAAAAGUGUUUUUUAUUUUUAUUGAGCAUUGUUCGGGACUGAUACACGUUAUGACGCACGUGCGCACCGUCAACACAAGCCAAAGCGGUUAUGAAAAGCGGGGAGAGGGGGGGAUAGAUAGAUGGGGAACAGGCUCGCUGCCCCAAACUCAUACCGUGUUAACCCAUACGGUUUACCCCGUAUUCUUGUACAGGCAAAUUGAGUUUUCAGGUCCAUACGGCGUACAGCCGUUUCAAUACGGGAAAAAAAAAUGGGACGAGGCUCAAAAGAAAGCCAUC